Poecilia reticulata (guppy) is the source of this 4349-nucleotide messenger RNA. Lineage: Eukaryota; Metazoa; Chordata; Actinopteri; Cyprinodontiformes; Poeciliidae. The record is from RefSeq and is a predicted model, not a curated record.
GAGUGUGGCAUCGAUAUCAGAGCAGCCUUAGUGUACUCAGGAGUGUUCACACAGAUCUUUAUAGAGGAGAGAGGGCUGUACCAGGACAAGGUGUUCUGCUUUGUCCAUCUGAGUGUUCAGGAGUUUCUGGCUGCUCUUCAUGUCCAUCUGACCUUCAUCGACUCUGGAGUCAACCUGAUGGAAGAAACACAACCACAACCUUAUUUCUUCUCUACAUUAUUUAGCAAAUCAUAUGUAAAUGAUCUCCAUCAGAGAGCUGUUGACCGGGCCUUACAGAGUCCAAAUGGACACCUGGACUUGUUCCUCCGUUUCCUCCUGGGACUUUCACUGCAGACCAAUCAGAGACUCCUACAAGGUCUGCUGACAAAGACAGGAAGUAGCUCACAUACCAUUAAGGAAACAGUUCAGUACAUUGACAAGAAGAUCAGGGAGAAUGUGUCUGCAGAGAAAAGCAUCAAUCUGUUCCACUGUCUGAAUGAACUGAAUGAUCAUUCUCUAGUGGAGGAGAUCCAACAGUCUCUGAGUUCAGGAAGUCUCUCCACAGAUAAAMUGUCUCCUGCUCAGUGGUCAGCUCUGGGUUUCAUCUUGGUGUCAUCAGGAGAAGAUCUGGAUGAGUUUGACCUGAAGAAAUACUCUGCUUCAGAGGAGGUUCUUCUGAAGCUGCUGCCAGUGGUUAAAGCCUCCAGCAAAGCUCAACUGAGUGACUGUAACCUCUCAGAGAGAAGCUGUGAAGCUCUGUCCUCAGCUCUCAGCUCCCAGUCCUGCAGUCUCAGAGAACUGGAUCUGAGUAACAACAACCUGCAGGAUUCAGGAGUGAAGCUUCUCUCUGCUGGACUGGAGAGUCCAAACUGCAACCUGGAGACUCUCAGCUUGUCAGGCUGUCUGAUCUCAGAGGAAGGCUGUGCUUCUCUGGCCUCAGCUCUGACCUUUAACCCCUCCCAUCUGAAAGAGUUGGACCUGAGCUACAAUCAUCCAGGAGACUCGGGAGUGAAGCUGCUGUCGGCUGGACUGAAGGAUCCAAACUGGAGACUGGAAGCUCUCAGGGUGGAGCCUGCUGGAGUCCGAUGGUUGACACCAGGUCUGAGGAAGUAUUCCUGUCAACUCACCAUCGACACAAACACAGUGAACAGAUACCUCAAACUGUCUGAAAACAACAGGAAGGUGACACGUGUGGUGGAUCUUCAGUCAUAUCCUGAUCAUCCAGACAGAUUUGAUCAUUAUCAGAAUGUCCUGUCUACAACUGGUCUGACUGGUCGCUGUUACUGGGAGGUUGAGUGGAGUGGAGGAGUUGAUAUAGGAGUGAGUUACAGAGGAAUCAGGAGGAAAGGAAACGAUGGAGAUUGUAGGUUUGGAGGGAAUGAUCAUUCUUGGAGUCUGACCUACUCUGAUUAUGAUAGCUACUUUGUCAGGCACAAUGAAAGACGAACUUGUCUCCCCUCCUCCUCCGUCUCUCACAGAGUAGCAGUGUAUGUGGACUGUCCUGCUGGCAUUCUGUCCUUCUACAGCGUCUCCUCUGACUCUCUGAUCCAUCUUUACACCUUCAACACCACAUUCACUGAACCUCUCUAUGCUGGGUUUGGGCUCUGGUCUGGUUCUGGUUCUUCAGUGUUUCUCACAGAAAACAGUAACUUGAAGAUGGUUUCAUUCACUGAUGCAUCUUUUGGAAAUCUUUCAGAUGGGGUCACUCAAGGUGGGAACUUAGUUCUUUGAUGGGUGACAAUGGGCGGUUCGCUGCCAUUUCAUGGCAGUCAGAGAAUUAAGAGAAUUGGCAGAAGCACACUCGCCAUGUCUGAGGAGGGUGAUGCCAUUUUUCUUUCUGCACUCUUUUCUGAACUCAGUGUUGGUAGUACUGCUUGUCCUCCACCUAUAAUCUGUGUGACUGAYAAUUUCUCUCUUGUUGAUGCACUUAAGUCAGCUGAGUUUGUUGCAGAGAAAAGGUUAUUCCUGGAAAUCAGUUCAAUUAAAGAGCUGAUAGUUGAUGAAAGUUCAUCAAAUGUCGUGGUCUCAAACAAAAGACCAACUCACAGACUGUUUAACAAAGAAGGGAGCAUCAACAAUCUCACUCAUUAAGGCUCUUUAUGAAGGACUUUGGAUUAUUCAAUAAAUUAAUUCACAAGAUGUUUCAUAUUCUAUCAGGUUGCAGCUGUCGUCAGUGGCUGUGCCUUGUCAUGAGUCUUCAAAAAUAUAUAUAUCUUUGUUUUUUUCAGCUAGGGGACACUUAUGGCAGGAGCAUAUGUUCUUGGGUUUGUACUCUUCUGCUCUGGUUAUCUGUUUGGGUGAUGAACAUGGCGGAAUAAAGUUGAGCAAAUAAGUUAUCUUUACUGACAGAUCGAUUUACAGGAUCUUGAAGUUUGUUCCAAAUUUGUGGUGCAUAGAAGCUGAAUGCUGCUUCUACUCAGUGUUCCCUCUAAUUUUUUAUGUGUCUAAUUUUUCAGCAGCAACUUCCAUUAGUUUGCUUUUAAUAAAAGUGAUUUGCCUCACUUAAAAUGAAAAAAUAAAAACAUUGCUGUUCAUAAGAUGCAUAGUAUGUUAUAUGUAAGAGUCCUGCUUUGGCCAUGGUGAGCCAUGAUAAAGCGUUAGCUUUCACGUCUCCCAACUCCGCCGCACUGUUCCUACCUAGAAAAUCUGCAUGGUGCCACCGCGCAUAUGGGCAAGGCACGUACACACAAUAGUUUGUGAUGAUUGGCUGUGUAGUGAAAGUGAACCGUAUUGUAUCAUUGGCUGAACACCUGUGAGUCACCGAGUUAGAUUGUUAUUGGUCCAUAGUCAAUAACCUUGAUGUCUUGAGCUCAAAGCCCAGUUUACGUUGGAUUUUAUUUUAUGUGCUGCAUAGAUUUUAUUGUGCGCUGAGCAGUGCGCAAUCACGCAACUUAUAGGGAACAUUGAUUCUCCUCUUUUGGCUCUGGUUCUGGAUGCAGAGCAGAACCUGAGAGGUCUGGAAGGUAGAUACAACGUCAGAUCUUUAAUGUGUUGUGGCUAUAAGCCAUUCAGUGAUUUAUAAACUAGUAACAGUACUUUAAAGUUCAUUCUCUCUGUGUAGGGGCUGUAGUACUGGGGUGAUGUUCUUUAUCUUCUUGGUUUUAGGCAGAACGCCAACAUUAUGAUCAGUUUAUUAGCCUGUGUCAACAGAUCACCUUUAAAUCAGAGUAACUAAGAGUAAAAGAAUUUAAACCUCGAGUGAAAAUGAGCAGGAGAUUUUAAAAUCAUAAACCUGAUGAGGCCAAUUCACAAGUCAAAAUUUUGGGUUUUAAAUUUUGGAUUUCCUCAGUGUUGCUGCUUCAUGCUGUUCUUUUCUUUUUUUUUGAUCCAAUAAUUUUAACAGAUCAGGGAUGAGUUCAAGGGUUUUUAUUAGAUUUAUGUGGCUACAUUUGUCCAUUGCAAAUGGGCUACAUUGCAAAAAAUCAUCUGUAAGGAUGAUUUUUUUACCAUCCUUACAGAUGGUAAAAAAAUCUGUAAGGAUUUUUUUACCAUGUUUUCCACACAAAGAAAACAUGGUAAAAAAAAUGAUCAGCCCAGGAAAAUGUGGUAUGAGCCUGUCUGACUCAUCACAAAUUUAUUACAUUCAAAAAAAUCACUCAGCCACAGUUUUAGUUAAAGAUAAUUAAACACAACUGGACAAGGUUUUCAGCUUGCCUACUUUUACCUACUGAGACGUUUUGUGUUUCAGUCUGUGGUGUGAAACUAUGGACCAGUUUGACUCCAAAUAUUAACCAGUUUAAACUUUUGUGUAAGGAAAUGAUUUUCAAUAAAUAUGAGAAAAUGUCUUGAUGUAUUAUGUUGUUGUCUUUAUAUGGCGUUGUUAAUAUUAUCAGAGUUUAUUGGUAUAUUAUUGAAUGUCUUGUGUUAUCAAGUAGAAUCAAGGUAUUCUGAUACAGUCUUUAUAAAUAGGUUAUGAUCAUUUUGUGAUGUUGCUGGAGAUGGGCUGGGUUUAAAUAAGUUUAUACUUCUACCCACUCCUUUGAACACUGGAUUAUUGAAUUGCAUAAAUACUCCCAGUUGCAAUUUUAUUUGUAACUUCGCACAUUCAAUAAAAGGCAAAAUACAACGAUUUUAAUCUGUUGCUUUGAUCAAUAAAGUUAUAAUCCAAAAUUCUUGAAGUUUAUAUUUUCCAGAUUUCUAAAACAGUUCAGCCCAAUUCCAAGUGUGAGUUGUAAAAUUGAUUUUACAGUUGUACUGUUUCAAAAUACCAUUUUUUCCCCAUUUUAUGUUAAACAGUUUACUCUGUGAAAGAUCUGCUUCCUCCCAGAGAGGCAGCAGAUCUUAGAAAGAAACAUCUGUUCCACGACCUUUGGAGAAAUUUAGGUUUUGUUUUAGACUAACUGCUGUGAAAUAAAUGCUUAUUACAAUUU